Trichoderma breve is the source of this 1083-nucleotide messenger RNA. Its product is annotated as adenosine/AMP deaminase domain-containing protein. The record is from RefSeq and is a predicted model, not a curated record. Lineage: Eukaryota; Fungi; Ascomycota; Sordariomycetes; Hypocreales; Hypocreaceae. The transcript has a single exon. The coding region runs from base 1 to 1083 and encodes 360 amino acids. Gene Ontology annotation, molecular function: adenine deaminase activity. Gene Ontology annotation, cellular component: cytosol. Gene Ontology annotation, biological process: adenine catabolic process; hypoxanthine salvage.
AUGAACGGGCUUGCAAUCUCUCCGUUCAUUGCCUCUCUUCCCAAGGUUGAGCUUCACAUCCACAUCGAAGGCACACUUCAGCCAGCCCUGCGAUGGAAACUGGCUCAGCGCAACAACAUUCCGCUGCGCUUCAAAUCCCAGGAAUACCACACCUAUGAAGAGCUCCUGGAGUCGUACAACGUCACCUAUAACCAUCGCCCGGAACUCGGUGGCCGCAAGGAUGUACCAACAUUUCUAGAGGCAUAUUUUGCAGGCUGUGAGGUUCUGCUCACAGAAGAUGACUUUUAUGAUCUCGCCAUGGAUUAUCUGGCGCGAUGUCGCGAGAUGAAUGUUCGCUAUGUCGAACCGUUUUUCGACAUCCAAGCACAUACACGCCGUGGCGUCCCUGCAGAACAUGUGUUGAACGGCUAUUUACGAGCACAACGCGACGGCGCAUCUAGAUACGGAGUGCGAUCCAAUUGGAUUUUCUGCUUCUUGCGGGAUGAGCCUGUCGAAGACGGUGAAGCCGCAUAUCAAACAGCCCUGCCGUGGGCCAAGUCUGGACACGGUCUAUUCCAUGCAGUUGGCCUUGCCAGCAACGCCUAUGAACGGCCUCCGAUACUGUUCAAGAAGGCAUUUGAGCGAGCUCAAGCGGAUGGCCUUCACAUCACGACGCAUUGCGACUUUGGACAAAAGGACACGCACGAACAUAUUCGCCAGGCCAUUUUUGACGUGCAAAUAGAGAGGAUUGACCACGGCCUUGAUGUGCUCGACCGAGAUGAGCUGAUCGCCGGUCUUGUCGACCGAAAUGUCGGCUUGACUCUCUGUCCACACGCCUACCACCGACGCACCGCAACGGAGGUUCUCUUUCCAAAGCUACGAGAGCUGCUUGACAGAGGGGUCAAGUUCUGCAUUAACAGUGACGAUCCCGUGUACAUGCACGAUGUCUGGAUCGACGGCAACAUGGAAAAGGCGUAUCACUAUGGAGGGUUGACGAAGCAAGAGAUGGUGCAGCUGGCGAGGAAUGCGGUCGACAUGUGCUGGGCGGAUGAGGCUGUGAAAAAGGACAUAUAUGAUGAGUUGGAUCAAGUAGAUGUGAGAUGA